AUGGCUCCUUCCACACGCUCACGUCUGCGCUCCCAGCCUCGCUCUGUUUCCCCACGUAUGUCCCUCCAAAACCUCAACCGCUUCGCAAGAGUCUACACCAAUCAGCUGCGCGAGCUUCAAAGACACCAGUCGCGAUGUGAGCAAGAGUCUGACAUCAGUGAAAAUGUCGGCGCAGACGAGGAAGCCGGGUCUGCGCCUCACAGUGCAACAACGACGUCAACUGCUCUCGCUGCUCGCUCCUCGCAGUCGCACCCAGCUCGCACGGCAAGAGCUUGGUCGCGGCCUGACUCGCCAGUGGUAUUGAUUCCCUACAUGCCGCCGCCAUCGGCAUUGCUGCCUUCGCAGCCUCGCGCAGAAUCGUCGGUCCUGUCGUCAUCGCCGCAUGGGCGUUCGUCAACGGCAGCCUCUGCAUUGUCGACGCCGCCGCACGGGUUUGUGCAGGCUGCAAGCUCGCCAUCAGUGUAUCAGUUACGGAAACGCCAGGUGUCGGAUCGUCAGAGGCUGGCCGAGCAGCUGAUGUCCGAUAGCGAGAGCGAUACGGAGGACAGUGGGAGCGAAUGGAACCCGAUAUCCUCGAGGCCAACUUCGCCAUAUGAUGAGGAGGGUGCCUUAAUCGAGGCGAACGAGGAGGAAGAAGAGCUUGCAGAACCGGCCGAUUGCGACCAGACCAGCUAUAGGCCCAGUCGAACGAGGCCUCCUCAGCCCGAUGCGUCGGCCAUCAUUGCCGCUCAGACGGUAGAGGAGGCAACGCAGCAGCCUGUAGCUGCUGAAGCCGCAGUGUAUAGCCAGGGCAGCUCCCAGAGCAGCUCUCCGACCAGCUCGCCAUUGCGAAGGUCCAAUCCUGACUCCAUUAGGGAUGCCUAUCGUCGCCUCGCGGCAAGAGAAGACCUACUGUGCCUCCGCCUCUGCGAAAAGCGCACGACCGACGACAGCAACUUGCUAGGCUGCGUAGUAGCAAGAACAUCGGCUACGUGUGCCUAUCCAAAGGUCGAUCUGCGGGAGUCUCCUGACCAGCAUGGCAAAUUCUACGGCCACGAGUUCCGACUGACCACUCUGAUGCUCAUCGCCCAAGGCCGAGUCCACGAAGCCCUCGAGACAGUGGAGGGCAAGAAGCACGUCUCCCAUCUCUGCCACAACAGGCAGUGCAUCCAUCCAGACCACCUAGUCGUUGAGUUGCAGUCUCACAAUGAAGCGCGGAAUCGGUGCAGAGGCCAUACGGAUGAGACGACGUGCGAUCAUGGCCCUCAGAGGUGUUUGCUACCGCAUAAGACGCAGUGCGUAGACCUGGAUAUGAAGCCAAAUUCAGAGGGCACCUUGAAGGCGAUCCGCAGAGAUCAUCGUGCCAUUCCGUUAUUCAAGUCCAUCGUCGAAGCUGACGCGCGGGCAGCCUUGAUCAAGGCGGGGGCGGAGGCGGAUGCUGCCAAAGUAAAGAGGCCGAGAGGCAGGCCACCGAAGUCGGGAGUGCCCCAAGGGGUUGAGAGUCAGAUGCACAUGGACGUGACCGUGGUUGUAUAG
Messenger RNA from Jaminaea rosea, 1515 nucleotides. RefSeq lists its product as hypothetical. Bases 1 to 1515 code for a protein of 504 amino acids. The transcript is spliced from 2 exons. The record is from RefSeq and is a predicted model, not a curated record. NCBI's taxonomy places the organism in Eukaryota, Fungi, Basidiomycota, Exobasidiomycetes, Microstromatales. Gene Ontology annotation, molecular function: endonuclease activity.